ACUAAAAAAACGAAUAAUAUGGGCAUUCCUUGUUUGUCAAGUCCAAUUUGUUCCAACCAAAGAUAUAAAGAAUUCAUUUGAUUAUUGCCGGGAUUUUCACACAUGUGGAGAUAGACUGAAACCGAUGAUUUGCAUUCAUACACUAACUAAAACAGUUUUUUUUACUGAUACUCAAAUUUUUCUUCAAAUACUUACAUAUGUAAGUCAAAAGUGUAGAUUACUAUGUACUGAACUAGUACCGGACGAACUAAUGACUAUUCAUAAUUCCAUAAUUGAAUCAAUUACAGACCGGUUCAAAACUAGAGGCAUGGUAAAACUUCGUUUGAAACGAUGUGGUAACAAGCAACGUGUGAUUUGAAGGACAUGAUCGACUGUGGAUGUAAAAACCCACCACUUUUUUAUAUGGAGGAAGUUUGUAGAAUGUGAAUGUGAGCAUCUUUCUUCUAUUUCAUUUCCCAAUUCACCCGCAAUCUUACGACUCGAACCUACGGCUAUUUCUUCAGUCGUUUCAAUUCCUUUUUAUCGUUUCUCUACCCUUUAAAGUUUCAAACUUUAUAUACGCAACCCCAAUUUAAAAUCCAAGGGCUGGUAUUUAGUGCAAGGCCGGAUAGGAAGCCUCUUUUGGGUCACAGAAAAUGGGUGCAGCUGAAUCCGUUCCUCAGAAAUCAAUUCACGAAUUUGCCGUCAAGGAUUGCAAGGGUAAGGAUGUUGACCUUACCAUCUAUAAAGGGAAGGUUCUGCUUGUGGUUAAUGUUGCUUCUAAAUGUGGGCUUAUGGAUAAAAAUUAUACCCAGUUGACUGAGCUUUAUAACAAAUACAAGGACAAAGGUCUAGAGAUCUUGGCAUUUCCUUGCAAUCAGUUUCUAAAGCAAGAGCCUGGCACAAGUCAAGAGGCACAAGAAUUUGCAUGUACAAGAUACAAGGCUGACUAUCCAAUUUUCCAGAAGGUACGGGUAAAUGGCAGAAAUGCAGCACCUGUCUACAAAUUUCUAAAAGCUAGUAAACAAGGAUUCUUGGGAUCUCGGAUAAAGUGGAAUUUCACCAAGUUUUUAGUUGACAGGGAAGGUCAGGUUCUUUAUCGCUACGGCCCAGCUACUGCUCCCCUCUCCUUUGAGGCUGACAUCAAGAAGGCAUUGGAAGUAGAAUAAAUGUGAAUAUUAGACAUGUAAAGAGUGUUGGCCAUGAGAUGUAAGACAACAUGCUACCAUGUUUUCUUGAGUAAUCAUCAAUCUAUUCUGUAUCUAGGAAAUGUUUUGUACCCACCAUUUGAAUAAAUAAGGGGGAAAACAGCUUUUGUUGUGUCAUUGUGUAAAGUUCUCUUUUUGUUACAUUUGAUGGGUUUUUUUUUUUUUUUUUUUUUUGGGUACAUUUAUGGUACAUUUGGUUUGUGGGGAACAGAGGGGAGGGGAGGAUUUUUUAACCAAUUAAGUUGUAAUAUUUAAAAACAUUAUAAUUUGAUUAGUAAAAAAAUCCUCCUUUUCUUUUCCCUUCAAUCCUCUUAAACUAAACAUAUUAUUAGUGAUGUACUAAUUCAAUAGAAGGUUUUUCUUUUC
This is a messenger RNA of Rubroshorea leprosula, 1553 nucleotides long. NCBI's taxonomy places the organism in Eukaryota, Viridiplantae, Streptophyta, Magnoliopsida, Malvales, Dipterocarpaceae. The record is from the annotation of a GenBank genome assembly.